Messenger RNA from Prorocentrum cordatum, 1812 nucleotides. The record is from the annotation of a GenBank genome assembly. Lineage: Eukaryota; Dinophyceae; Prorocentrales; Prorocentraceae.
AUGGGCGUGUUCGAGAGCCCGCAGUUCAGCAAGGGCACCUACGACGUGGCGGAGUGCAUCGCCGAGCUGACGGAGAAGAACGGCGCCAUCAGCAUCAUUGGUGGCGGUGACUCCGUGUCCGCAGUGAACAAGUCUGGCCUGGCACCGAAGAUGUCGCACAUCUCCACCGGGGGCGGCGCCAGCCUGGAGCUGCUGGAGGGCAAGGUGCUGCCAGGGGUGGCUGCGCUGGACGAGAAGGAGAUGGCCGCCGCGGCGUUCUGCGGACAGCGCAAGGUCCCCAAGGCUUCCAGGACCAGCCUGCGGGCCAAGAAGUCCGUGGAGGACCUGGGCGAGGCGGACCUCAAGGGGAAGACGGUGCUGAUCCGGUGCGACCUCAACGUGCCCCUGAACGCGGACCUGGAGAUCACGGACGACACGCGCAUCACGGCCUCGAUCCCGACGAUCGAGUACCUCUGCAGCAAGGGCGCCAAAGUGCUGGCGUGCUCCCACCUUGGCCGUCCCAAGGACGGGCCCGAGGAGAAGUUCUCGCUGAAGCCAGUGGCGAAGAAGAUGGGGGAGCUGAUGAAGAAGGACAUCAAGUGCGCCCCGGACUGCAAGGCCACGGACGAGGUGAAGGGGAUGGUGUCGGCCAUGAGCGAGGGAGACGUGCUGAUCCUGGAGAACACUCGGUUCUACAAGGGAGAGACCAAGAACGAUCCUGAGCUGGCGGAGAGCAUGGCCAGUCUGGCGGACCUGUUUGUGAACGACGCGUUCGGCACCGCGCACCGCGCGCACUCCUCCACCGAGGGCGUGACCAAGUUCCUUAAGCCGAGCGUCUCGGGAUUCCUGCUGAAGAAGGAGCUGGACUACUUGAAGGGCGCCGUAGACAGCCCGGUGAAGCCGAUGGCGGCCAUCGUGGGCGGCGCCAAGGUGAGCACGAAGAUCCCGGUGAUCGAGUCCAUGCUGGAGAAGGUGGACAAGGUGAUCAUUGGCGGAGGCAUGGUGUUCACCUUCCUGAAGGCACGUGGUCUCUCGGUCGGGAACUCCCUGGUGGAGGACGACCUCAUCCCAGUUGUGAAGAAGCUGGAGGAGCAGGCCAAGGCCAAGGGCGUCGAGAUCAUCCUCCCGAGCGACAUAGCUUGCGGCGAUGAGUUCCCCGCGGGGGGCAAAGAGGUGAACUACAAGGUGGUCCCCGCGGAUGAUAUCCCAGACGGCUGGCUCGGCCUGGACAACGGCCCGAAGGCGACUGAGGAGAUCAAGGCUGCUCUGGCGGAUUGCAAGACGGUUAUCUGGAACGGCCCGAUGGGCGUGUUCGAGAGCCCGCAGUUCAGCAAGGGCACCUACGACGUGGCGGAGUGCAUCGCCGAGCUGACGGAGAAGAACGGCGCCAUCAGCAUCAUUGGUGGCGGUGACUCCGUGUCCGCGGUGAACAAGUCCGGCCUGGCGCCGAAGAUGUCGCACAUCUCCACUGGGGGCGGUGCCAGCCUGGAGCUGCUGGAAGGCAAGGUGCUGCCAGGUGUGGCUGCGCUGGACGAGAAGGAGAUGGCCGCCGCUGCGUUCUGCGGACAGCGCAAGGUCCCCAAGGCUUCCAGGACCAGCCUGCGGGCCAAGAAGUCCGUGGAGGACCUGGGCGAGGCGGACCUCAAGGGGAAGACGGUGCUGAUCCGGUGCGACCUCAACGUGCCCCUGAACGCGGACCUGGAGAUCACGGACGACACGCGCAUCACGGCCUCGAUCCCGACGAUCGAGUACCUCUGCAGCAAGGGCGCCAAAGUGCUGGCGUGCUCCCACCUGGCCGCCCCAAGGACGGGCCCGAGGAGAAGUUCUCGCUGA